AUGCCUCUCAUCAAGCCAAAAAAUAUAUUGUUCUCUUCUCGAAUAUCCAAUCAAAGAAUAUGCAUGUAUCUUGCCAACAAAAGUGUAGUUAAUACAUUCAUGACCAAUUACGGACAAAUCAAAAUUAAUGGCCAAACAGUAACAGCUCGUAGACUUAUCACCCCUGCCGAACGUUUGGUUCUUUCCAAUGGUUGUCCAACAAUUCCCCAUGAUUUGAUACUCCAGAAACUACAGAAUAUUGGUCUCAGCUUUGUAUUACCUAUGGUUUUCCUAAAAAUUAAUUUAACGUCGCCGGAAUUUAGUCAUAUUCUCAGUUUUAGAAGACAGAUUUAUGUUAACCCAUCGAAUUUUAAUGUCCCAGAAUCUAUAAAAAUUAACCACGAGGAUACGUCGUAUAGAAUAUUUCUAUCUUUAGAUAACCUGACUUGCUUUAAAUGUAAAAAAGUAGGACAAAAGGCAUCCAACUGCAGCGAACAAACGUUUAGUAAUACUCCUACCUCUUCUCAACCACUCGCUAAUCAAAACCCUAUCUUGAAUCAAAUAGCUCCUCAAGAAGACAACGACCAGAUCACUUUAUAUUAG
Messenger RNA from Psylliodes chrysocephalus, 582 nucleotides. The record is from the annotation of a GenBank genome assembly. NCBI's taxonomy places the organism in Eukaryota, Metazoa, Arthropoda, Insecta, Coleoptera, Chrysomelidae.